CCCCCCCCCCCCCCCUCUCUUUUAAUUUUUCCUUGCUAUCCUUCGUCUCUUUUUUCAUACAGGGACCGGUGCUCUAGCAUCGUGUCGAGUGCAACUAGGCAUGGCAGACGACAGCGAGCUAAUGAAGACGUGUGUAGUGGGAGGAAAUCCAGUUUCGGCCUUCCUGUCGUGGAGAUUGCAAGCGACGAAUGCUUGCGACGUUACACUGGUGUGGAAGUCUGGAUUCGAUCACGUCGCGCAAUAUGGAAUUUCUUUCAAGUCUCCCGUCUUCGGUAACGAACGGUUCAAGCCGCGACAUGUCGUACGCGUUCCCGAAGAAGCAGCACACGGCGGCGGCCCCUUCGACUACGUGAUCCUCUGUAUCAAGGCCCUUCCCGACGUCUACGACCUUGCCGCCGUCAUCGAUGCCGUUGUCACCCCUCAGCAUACAUGUAUCCUCGUGAACACUACCCACACCCUUGGCGUCGAGGCUGCCAUCGAGGAGCGAUUUCCUACCAACGUUGUCCUAUCUCUUGUCUCCAACGCGGAACUCUCUCAGCUUGGUCAGAGCGAAUUCGAACACAAGGGUUCGACCGAGAUUUGGGUUGGUCCCUCAAGCAAGAAUGAAAACAUUCCAGGCGCGAUCCAGGGGGACAUGGCCGAGGCGUUGGCCAUGACACUCAACACAGCCCAGGUUGAUUGCAAAGUAUCUCACAACAUCCGCCAACAGCAGUACGAGCGGGUUGUUGGGCCCAUUGCCUUCCACCCCGCUAGUGUCAUAUUCGAGACUGCCAUCCACGCGCAAUUGCUCGAAAAGGUUGGCGUACGAGACUUGGUGACUGGCGUGAUUGACGAGCUGCUCGCCCUGGCCGAGGCACAUGGAUGCAAGUUGCCUCCCGACUUUAAGCAGAAGACGAUCGACGACAUGACGAAGCCCACAAACCCCGAGAGCAUCAUGUGGCAAGACUACAUUGCAAAACGUCCGAUGGAGGUCGAGACAUAUUUGGGCUCCCCGAUAAAGUUGGCUAAAGAGGCCCGCGUUCCUGUCCCUCGCAUCGAAACGCUCUAUGCCAUUCUGCACAAUCUCAAUAUCGUCAACCGUCAGAGACCGCCCAAACCUGUCGACGUGACAAUGGCACCUCCCGGCUCACCAACAUCACAAUCACCUCUACCGAGGAUAUCAUCGUCAAACGGCAUUCGACCCGCCAUGAACGGUAACGGUAUGCCGCCCAACCGCGGACCGCGCCCGCGAAACUCGUCAAACCUGGGCCCAGGACCCGGGCCUGGCAUGCGGAGACCCCCGAUGAACGGAGGCCCUCCAAACGGGUUCCCUCGCGGCCCGCCUCCUCCUGGAUCUCGGGCGGCUUCGAGACGUGGCUCUUUGGAAGGAAACGACUUGGAGGAAUUCUCCCACCUCAUGCACUACGACGACAUCCCCGAGGGCGGGGAGCCUGGCUAUGGCCACGGCCCUGAGGGUUCCGAUCUGGCGGUACGCGAGCGUGAGUUGGAGCUGCGUCAGCGGGAGCUAGCGAUGAGAGAGCGAGAGAUGCGGAUGCGAUCGAGAGGCCCGCCUCCGGGGCCCAGGAGAGGCCCGCACCCGAUGCGCAACAGUGCCCAAGUAUUUGACGAGGAGGACGACGACGAUGAUUACUUCGACCCGCAAACCGGCCCUCCGCCUCCGAUGAUCGACCCCGACAACUUCGACAUGAUGAGUGUCACGUCGAGAAAAAACCGGAAAGCGGCACCUCCGCCGACGCGUGCUCAGUACCACAAGAACGAAGUAUACGACGCUGGGGGAGCGCCCCCCGCCAGAUCCUCUCGAUUCCGGCCCAAUUUUGGGCGUAACCGAUCAAGCCAGAUUGCUAGUGUCCCUGGGGCGAACGAAAACAUUCUGGACGAUCCUCUCUUCUCAUAUUCAUCGAACCGCUAUGGUGCUGUCGACCGCAGCACCAUGCAGGCGGGCUCGAGGGCGAACUCACUGACUGCUUCGCGGAUGGACGAUAUGCAGUUGGGCGGUGGCCCCAUGGCCGCGGGCGCAAACGGAGCCUUCCCGCGGCGAGCUAGCCAGUCUCCCGGAAACCCGUACAGUCCUUCGAUCCGAGGUGGUAGCGGCCGACCUUCGCCCCCCAACGGCUACCAUGGCCCUCCGAUGAACGGCCGUCCAUCGCCUCCUGACGGCAUGCGUCAGCCCGUACCCCGAUACCCUCCCGGUCAUGGUAACGCAGUCGCGCCGCAGCAGGUUGAGCAACACAUCGGGGUGAGCGGUCUUGUUCCUCCACCAAAGCAGAAAAACAUGAGAAGUCUGACUGGUAGUGCGAGCGCCAGCGCGGGUAGUGGUGAAUCACAGAAUGACACCGAGCCCUCGGCCCACAGCAGCCAGAGCAGCCUUGGGCAGAGACCGCCCAUUGGGGUGCGGUGAACGGUUGUCCGCUAGGCUGCUUCAACUGCUAUAUCACAUCGACGACCGCGUAGCCGGUAACACGGAACGGCAUCGACUCGCCCUGGCUCAGUUGCAGAGCGAAAUGAAGACACAAAAAUAACGAAUGCCGUCCGUUUCUACCCGCCCCAACGGGUCAGGGGGGUAUCGUGGCGGAUCCUGCCCCCCCUCCCUUCCCCGAUAACAACACCCUCAUGGAUCUCACCCUUCGUUCCGCGGCAAUACGAUAACGACACGAAACGCUACACAAGGUUCGGUCUAUCCUUUGUGACAAAACACAUAGUUAAUUAAACGACUUUUUUCUAUUUUCGGGUGGACGUCUGUUCAGUACAUACAUACGGCAUCGUGGCGAUGAGGAACAGAUUCUCGUCGACCUCUGGUAAUAGCAGCAUCAGCGUGGACAAACUCGAUUUUCUCGCUCGGCAAGAGAACCCACUGUUGGGGUUGGAAACUAGACGACCGCGCCAUGAGGUGGCUCGGGUUCGUCAGUGGCACAGGACUACAUGUCGGGCUCUAGGGCGUGUGGUUUCCGACGUUCCUUGGGCCGUUUUGGGCGACGCAGGGAAGUUGGAUUUGUACAAAAUGGAUUCGCUGAGGAAUGCCUCUCUCCUUUCUUUUGUGACUGUCCUUUACGACAAAUUUUUUUUAAGGCCGAGGCAGCAGCACGGCUAUGUUGAGGGGACUACAAGUAACGAUCAUAGACAAGGGCCGGAGGAGACUUUGAUCCGGCAAUACAAAGAUGGGCAAGUUUAUAGCAUGAUCGUGGCACGACGAUAAUGGGCUUAUGCUCAGGCCGAAGCCUUUUAUCACGCAGGAGAUUUUGGCUUUCGAUAAUUUUAGUAUCCUGAUGACGAGCGAAGGACCACGAAGGGCGGCAGGUCAAGGGGUGAGGAGAGGGACAGGGAUGUAGAAGUUUGAGGGGCCAGGCAAGUAGGCAGCCUCUUUAGGGCGUUCGGUUGAAGUAGAACGCAAUGGAAGUCAGACACAUGCAAAACCU
Colletotrichum destructivum is the source of this 3413-nucleotide messenger RNA. Its product is annotated as Putative 6-phosphogluconate dehydrogenase-like domain superfamily, ketopantoate reductase. Gene Ontology annotation, molecular function: oxidoreductase activity. Bases 101 to 2398 code for a protein of 765 amino acids. Lineage: Eukaryota; Fungi; Ascomycota; Sordariomycetes; Glomerellales; Glomerellaceae. Gene Ontology annotation, cellular component: cytoplasm. The transcript is spliced from 4 exons. The record is from RefSeq and is a predicted model, not a curated record.